Cryphonectria parasitica EP155 is the source of this 443-nucleotide messenger RNA. RefSeq lists its product as uncharacterized. The record is from RefSeq and is a predicted model, not a curated record. The transcript has a single exon. Bases 30 to 281 code for a protein of 83 amino acids. Lineage: Eukaryota; Fungi; Ascomycota; Sordariomycetes; Diaporthales; Cryphonectriaceae.
CAUAGUGUUUCAGCUUUUGACCGCUGCAGAUGUUUGCAACUGCAACCAGCGGUAUUCUCCUUGCAACUGGCUGGUUCGUUCACAUGUCAAGCUACGCUAGGAUUCCACGUCCCGGGCGUCUGUGUAUCCUCAACGGUCUAGAACUCCCCCGGCAAGACAACGUCCAGUACACAAGCCCGUUAGGACAGCCAGCUAUCAACGUCAAAGUUGCUUCUGUGCUUGCUGGGUUGGUUAGGCGUCGUCAACAAGCAAACCUUAUGCUUGCUUCUUCAGGACCUUGAGAUCCACUUCGGGCAGCAUCUCGCUCCCUUCUGUGCGACCUUAAUUACAGUGAGUCAAGAUGAUCCGUAAGACCCACAAGGGUUGCCCUCAUAAACCCUCGUCGAGCUCCUAGAUUUGCAGCCAUCCAAUGUCUCAGAACGGUCAUGAUGUGCGCUGACCUC